Messenger RNA from Trypanosoma cruzi, 1038 nucleotides. RefSeq lists its product as uncharacterized. NCBI's taxonomy places the organism in Eukaryota, Euglenozoa, Kinetoplastea, Trypanosomatida, Trypanosomatidae. The transcript has a single exon. The coding region runs from base 1 to 1038 and encodes 345 amino acids. The record is from RefSeq and is a predicted model, not a curated record. Gene Ontology annotation, molecular function: phosphoprotein phosphatase activity.
AUGCUGUACCGCGAGUGCUGUCGGCCUCUGCCACGCUACGCCUCAACCGGGGCGUACGGCGCGUGGAUGGCGUCGUGCCGCAUGUACACCUCAUCACUCUCGUCGGGCAAAAAUAGAGGCGUCUCCGACGGAAAACUGUUCUCACGUACGCAGUCCAGCAUCCACAUGUACGCGAACAAGGAGAAUGCGUGGAAGGACUACACCGAUGAUCGUUUUUAUGGUGCAAAGAGACUCAAGGAUUAUUGGCGUCGGAUGCUGAGCGAUCGCGGGGUGCGGUAUUAUUUAUUUGGCACAAUUAUCAUCCUGGCUGUGGCGGGCUCAAAGCUAUGGCGUUUGCAAGAGCAACAGAAGAGUACAUUUGGGCUUAUUGGUCCCAAGAAAAAGGCUUACCGCAGUCGUUUGACGAUUGUACUGGAUUUGGACGAGACAAUCUUAUCGUAUGGCGACAAGGCCUUUCGAAUGAAGGCGGGUAUGGUGGUUAGACCGUACUUGGCGGAGUUGCUGGAUUAUCUCUCUUCCAUUGAUGCGGAGGUGGUGCUUUGGUCGGCCUGUAGCGAGCGGUACAUGCGUCAGGUACUCAAUGUGAUUGAUCCCAGUGGGGUCCGUGUGUCGCAGUACAUUGUGCGUCACCGUGACUGGUUCACGCAGGACAACUACUACGAAAAGAAUAUUCUCUGGCUCAAGCGCCCCUUGGAGGACACCCUUAUUGUGGAAAAUCGCCCGUUGAGCGUUCGUAGCUGCAACGCUAACGCCAUUCUCGUAGAUGACUUUAUUCGCGGGGAGUAUAUGGACAAUGGUCAGGAUUAUCCACCCAAAGACCACGCCAUGCGCACACUCAAGGAGAUCAUUCAGGAUUUAGAGGAGUCGGGCCGUUCUGUUCAGGAGUACCUCGCCGACGCAAAACACCGCAACAAGGACAUCAAGGAGAUUCCAUGUCAUUUGGCAUUCAGACAGUUGCCAGACGAGCUGGCGCGCGGGGUCUUUUAUUUUAUAGGAGGGAAGUACAGACCGGGUGCGGAUAUGAGAGGAAGAGGAUAA